Messenger RNA from Drosophila obscura, 1508 nucleotides. RefSeq lists its product as uncharacterized. The record is from RefSeq and is a predicted model, not a curated record. NCBI's taxonomy places the organism in Eukaryota, Metazoa, Arthropoda, Insecta, Diptera, Drosophilidae. The transcript has 3 exons. The coding region runs from base 664 to 1455 and encodes 263 amino acids.
UUCGACCCCCAGCGUUCCCAACCAAUCACUAAGCCACGGCCUCACCGGGUUUUUAUAUACCUUGCGGGGGAGUUGGGGAAGAUAGAGGGAUCACGAAAAAUGAAAAUGUAAAAGUCAUGCUUGGAAUAAAACGUAUCUUGAAUAGACAUACUUGUGUUCUCUUUUCUAACGAUUUCCCCCGAGAUCGCCCACCUAGCCCACAUCGCCCUCUGGAUUCCCCCGAAGCCUGCGUGCACCUUCAUUUUGGUCCUUCGAGCCGGAUACAUUAAGCAUUGGAGAGAUUCCCCCCUACGAUCCAGCUUGCAGCGCGGGAACUUUGAGGAACCAGAAUCCAAGCUAAGUACCAGCUUUGCUCAUUCGAAAACACUCCGUCCGUCAUCUGCAUCUCCAUCCAAGUAUAUGUAUGUACAUAUCACCUAAGUCCCAUUUUCCGCCAACUCUGGCACCCCAUAUAGGCACUCCAAAGCCUGUUAUCGCUCUUAAUUGCCUAAACCACUCAUGCUGCCUACUCCGUUGGCCCUCUUGCCUGCCUACCGGUCUCCCGGAAUCAUUCCAAGCGAGGUUUUUCUCCCCCUACAACAGGCACCUCAUACAUAUAUGUAUGUACAGAUGUACUGCUGCUGAGAUCCGUCGCCAUUCCACAGGUGCAACCACGGUCUCAUUAUGGCACCCCAGCAGCCCACACGCACCCAACGCAGAAGCACCGAGGGCCAAGCUCACGACAGCAGACGUACCCGAGGUACUAUGUCCUACCGUUGCCGAGUCUGCCGAGGCGUCCAUCCUCUUAGGAAGUGCGGGCGGUUCCUGCGGCUAAGCGCUGAAAAGCGGUUGCGGGCAGCACUCAUCAAUCAGUACUGCCCCAACUGCCUAGCCCAUGAGCACUCGGGACGCGACUGCCGCAGCGGAGACCGGUGUCGGCAUUGCCACAAGCACCACCACACCCUCCUGCAUAUCCCGGACACAAAUCGUCGUCGCCCCACAUCCGUCACACCAUCCUCACCAGCUGGACCUCGAGCUCCGACGACGACAUCCUCCGCCUCCCGCCGACCUCGAACGCGGGACACAGCGACUGAUCGACGGCCUACUCCUCCGAGGACUUCGGCAUCCUCCUCCAGCCGACCUCCGACUCUGACCACACUGCUGCAGCACCGCAACCCGCAGGUACUACCGACCGCAAGCGUCACCGUCGACAACGGGACCACCACCUAUGAGACCAGGGCGUUGAUCGACCCCUGCCGCCCCAUGUCAGCGAUCAACGCGUCGCGGGCCAAGGCCUUCCAUUUGCGCACGUCCAUGAUCGGGGAUGAAGAAGCCUGUGCAGCAGUGCUCCGGUCACCGAUGUCCCCGGACUUCCAGUUGGAGGUCGAGCAAAUUCAAUCACCUAACGUUGGCAGACGACAACUUUCAUUGCCCGGCCACUGUGGCUCUCAUUCUGGGAGCGGACGUGUAUGGUGACGUCAUCCGCGAUGGAAUGCUGCCGAGUGCCGAGGGGCUCCCCAUUGCACAGC